Seminavis robusta is the source of this 1729-nucleotide messenger RNA. Lineage: Eukaryota; Bacillariophyta; Bacillariophyceae; Naviculales; Naviculaceae. The record is from the annotation of a GenBank genome assembly.
GGUUCCCACUGCAUAGUCACUGCAUGCAUUUUCAGAAUUUCCAAACACGAGCCCCGAAGUUUUUGGGUCGCAAAAGUGAGCUCUUGGAACUUACAUGUACUUGGAAGUGGUCUAUCUAUAGUUUUGCAACACCAUGAACCGACACGAGAGAUCAGGGAAGUGGACGGCCGAAGAGGAAAGCUAUGCUGCAGCUUUGAUGGAGGCAUUCCAUGCAGGUUUGCUGAGUGGCGUCGAAGAAGGCAUAAGCUUGAGAAAGAUCCUUGCCAAGAAGCUGCGAUGCUCAGCAAAACGAGUAUCCAAGAAAUACGAGGGCACUGACUACAAUGGAAAGAUGAUAUACUUGCGCAAGGUCAAUGCCACAGAAGAGGAGAUACGGGCCAAACGGGAGCAUAUGGCAAGGCUGGAAGAGUCAUUUCUGGACUCUGUCGCUCGGCUCAAGACUGAGGAAGAGUCGAAAAGGGCACUUGAUCAGCAAGGGUCAAUGGAAGCAGGUCAGAUCCGUUCUGCGGCGGGUACUGGCAUAGGUACCAGUGGGGAGUCCAUGUCCUCCAUGGCAAGAGUACCGCAGAAUCAUCAUCAGCGAGCACGCAUGUUGCCAGAACCAACUCUUCCAAUCGGCCUUUCCUCGCCUGCUGCGCUGCUCUCUCUUCGAGGUGAUGCGGACCUUGGCAGCCACGCCUACCUUCACGCUUUGCAGGGUGCACGAGGACUGGCAGCCGCAGGGGUAGGCAGUAACAUGUUCGGCGCUCCCUCCAAUUUUUCCAUCUCACCAAGCACCCUUCAUCAAGCAAACGUUCAGGAAAUGUUAUCCAGAAGUCAGGGAUUGACCUUUUCGAGCUUGCAUGCUGAGAGGGACCAGCUUCCUGCACUGUCGUCGCUCGGAAGGCCGUCACUGGACCAUGCUCGGAUGCAGUUGUUGGAGGCAUCUAUGCGGGCUCAGGCAAACUCAUUUGCCGCACGCGGAGCGACCGACCCACACACAGGUCUCAACGUCCCCAAUACCUGUCUCAGUAUCACUUCCCUAGGAGGCGCUUCGAAUCAACAACUUGGUGGGAACAACAAUGCGUUGAUGAGAUCACUUCAGCAACAGCAGCAACUACAACAGCAACAGAAUUGGCCCAUCAUGUCGCCGGAAGAACGUCUCCGCUUGCAAAUUCUGCACAAUCGAGGACUUGCUGGAGGGCUCAGUGAUGUCGCUUCGGCAGCUCCUGCUCAAGUGCCAUCAAUGGCGCAACUGCCGCCACAAAGGAGACCAAAGCGCUCCCCCGGUGCCGAAGACUGCAGUUCAGAGCGCCCGGAAACAAAGCGUGGGAGAUUUUGUUGAUGCCCAGGCUGCCUCAAUAGUUUUCAAUUGUUUCUACUUAGAUUUCAAACCAACCAAACUAUUGUUAUUUUACUACGGUACCGGUACGUCACGUACCGGUAGGCGGACUGGUGUUCCGGUGCUGGAGCUGAUCAUCCCAAAUAAAGGAGACCUACUGGCUACCGUAGUGGCUUCGUUCUUUUCUUUCCCCACGGUUGCAGAAAGGGGGGCUUUGUCGUAUCAAUAGCUUGAUUUCGCAGGUACUUCCUUUGGAUCCACCCAGGAUUGCUCCCCGAAAGCUACUGCUAACAAGCCGAUAAUGUAAGCCCAGGCAGCCCGGGUGGUUGCUCUGGGUUGGGUAACCUCUUCAAAAGAUGGCUGAAUUCCCCUGAUUAAUUUUAUCAUUACUAGUCUAUUGAUCUUCCA